Molecule: messenger RNA, 2852 nt
Organism: Syngnathoides biaculeatus (alligator pipefish)
Lineage: Eukaryota; Metazoa; Chordata; Actinopteri; Syngnathiformes; Syngnathidae
Gene: aacs
Product: acetoacetyl-CoA synthetase
Exons: 18
Coding region: 324-2345 (673 amino acids)
Biological process (GO): positive regulation of insulin secretion; lipid metabolic process
Cellular component (GO): cytosol
Molecular function (GO): acetoacetate-CoA ligase activity
Source: RefSeq, a predicted model, not a curated record
UUCAAUAACGCAGUGUAACUGAAUAAAACGGCUUCGCGAAGAAUGUACUGAAUACGGUAUUCGUUACACCGUAGUACUGUACUGAAUAAGACUGAAUAGGUUGCUUAAAAACGUUUUGCUUUUGAAUGCGCACUUGUAGUGACGUCACACCUACACAUGUCACGUCUCGCGAGUCUUGCCGGACACUUUUUUUUUUUUUUUUUUCUGUCUGCUGCGUACACGCGCGACAACACUCUCAAACCGGCAAGGUGACAGCAAUCCUAUCUUGUUGCAUUCAGGCCGGCUGACCGACGUGAGUUGAAGUGAAGUGAACGGACGCUAACAUGUCCAAAGACAAGAACGACACAAUUAUGGAGGCGGAGAACAAGGUGCUGUGGUACCCACACUCCAAGAGGGACACCCGGAUGGACCAGUUCCGGCGGCAGGUGAACUACGAGCAGGGACUCAACAUGGCCAACUACCAGGACUUGUACCAGUGGUCAGUGGACCACUACGCUGAGUUCUGGUCUUGUGUGUGGAGCUUCUGUGGUGUGAUCAGCUCCAAACCUUAUCACGAGGUCGUGGAUGUGUCGAAGCGAAUUUCAGACGUUCCGGAGUGGUUUUCAGGUGCUCGCCUAAACUACGCGGAGAACCUCCUCAAACACACUGAGCAGGACAAAGUUGCUCUUUAUGCUGCAACUGAGGCUAACGAGGAAAUCAUUAAAGUCACCUUCUGGGAGCUGAGGCGUGAUGUGGCAUUGUUUGCUGCUGCUAUGAGGAAGAUGGGUGUCCAGAUAGGAGACAGAGUCGUGGGUUACUUGCCAAACAGCAUCCAUGCUGUGGAAGCUAUGUUAGCAGCUGCCAGCAUUGGAGCCAUUUGGAGCUCCACGUCGGUUGACUUUGGAGUCAAUGGCGUUCUGGACAGGUUCUCUCAGAUCCAGCCGAAGCUACUGCUUUCUGUCGCUGCUGUGGUUUACAACGGAAAGACUCAUGAUCACAUGGAGAAGCUCACCUGCGUUGUCAAAGGCCUUCCUGACCUGCAGAAGGUGGUGGUGAUUCCCUACGCUCGUGACAAACAAUACAUCGACCUCUCCAAGAUCCCCAGCAGUGUGUUUAUCGACGACUUUCUGGCAUCUGGUCGUGGUGAUGGUGAUCAGCUCCCCCAGCUGGAGUUUGAGCAGCUACCGUUCAGUCACCCGCUUUUCAUCAUGUACUCGUCGGGAACCACAGGAGCUCCAAAGUGUAUGGUCCACUCGGCUGGGGGCACAUUAAUCCAGCACCUUAAAGAACACCUUCUCCACGGCAACAUGAGCAGCAGUGAUGUCAUCAUUUACUACACCACAACUGGUUGGAUGAUGUGGAACUGGCUAGUGUCGUCUCUGGCUGUGGGUGCUUCAGUGGUCCUGUAUGAUGGGUCGCCCCUCAUGCCCACACCUGAUGUCCUCUGGAAUUUGACAGAGACUCUGGGCAUCAGCAUCUUCGGCACUGGAGCCAAGUGGCUGUCUGUGCUGCAGGAGAGGAACCUUAAACCUGCCGAAACCCACAACCUGCAGUCUCUGCACACCAUCUUGUCCACGGGGUCCCCCCUCAAGCCUCAAAGCUACGACUAUGUGUACCGCUGCAUCAAGAGUAACGUGCUGCUGGGCUCCAUCUCGGGUGGCACUGACAUCGUGUCAUGUUUCAUGGGUCAGAACCCAACAGUUCCAGUGUAUCGGGGAGAAAUCCAGACAAGAAACCUGGGCAUGGCUGUGGAAGCGUGGAAUUUUGAAGGUAAGCCUGUUUGGGGAGAAAGUGGCGAGUUGGUGUGUUUAAAACCAAUUCCGUGCCAGCCCACGCAUUUCUGGAAUGACGACAACAGCAUCAAGUACCACAAAGCCUACUUCUCCACCUUCCCAGGCGUGUGGGCCCACGGUGACUACUGUAAAAUCAAUCCCAAGACGGGAGGGAUUGUCAUGCUGGGCAGGAGUGAUGGAACGUUGAACCCCAAUGGUGUUCGCUUUGGCAGUUCUGAGAUCUACAACAUUGUGGAGGCCUUCGAGGAAGUAUCGGACAGUUUGUGCGUGCCGCAGUACAAUGCUGAGGGCGAGGAGAGGGUACUCCUGUUCCUCAAGAUGGCACCCGGGAAGCCCUUCAGCACUGAGCUGGUGGCCAAAGUGAAGGCGGCCAUUCGGAAAGCGCUGUCCGCCCGUCACGUGCCCGCCCUCCUGCUCCAGAUUGCUGACAUUCCCUACACGCUGAGUGGUAAGAAGGUGGAGGUGGCGGUGAAGCAGGUUCUGGCGGGUCGGGAGGUUUCCCAGCGUGGGGCUUUCUCCAACCCCGAAUCUCUGGACCUCUACAAGAACAUUCCGGAACUUCAAAACUUUUGAACCACGAGGAAGAAAAUGUCGAAAAUGACGAUAGCAAAAGACAAUUCCGUGUGGCUGCUUGAUUAACGAGAGAGCAGUAAAAAAAAAAAAAUGGAUGCUAAAAAACAAAGGAGUUACUCUAAGCUUUUGGCAUUAACAUUAGCACUUUGCUUUGAUGUCAGCCACAAUUUUCCUCAUCUGGUGUGAAGUCCCAAAACCGCAGAAUGCCAAAUGUACGAUAAGGGUUCUACAAGGACGGUACAGUACUUAACCUAUGAACAUUAAUUCUAAUCGCACUUCAUAAAAAGACUAUGAACAAAGUUUUGGGGCUGUCUAAUCCUCUCCUGGGAAAUGUUGGAGAAAAUGUUUGAUAUUGGCAUUAGAUUGGAUUUAACAUUAAUACUUAUUGCCGUCCCAAGAGAUUAGAUGGACAAAAGUAUUAGGACGAUUUCCACUCUUCUGGGAAAAAAAAAACCUCUCAAUCACAAUGAGGAUGAAAACAGUUAAAAAAAAAAUAAAUGAUACACC